UGUACAAAAUUGUUGUAAGGAAAAAUGGAAUGCGUAAAUGGAAAUGGAAGGUAUUUUCCAUCCAUGUGUUGUUUUUUUUAAAUCAGUCCUCUUCUCCCCACCAUAAAAUAAAAUAGGUAAAAUUUACCUUUAGUGAUGGCGGCGAUGAGCAAUAAUGAUGAUGUCAAAAGUGCAAGAAGAGAGACAGUUCAUGAGGCAAGACGAUGAUGUCAGUUUUGCAUUACAAUAACGCACCAGAAACGCACUUGUAUUAUAAAAAAAGUCUAAUUACAAUAUUCAAAUUAUUUAUUUAAUUGUGAAUUAAGUGUACACUUGUUUUUAUUUAUAUUAUUAUAUAAUGUGAAUAGUUCGGUAACGUCAAUCACGCGUAAAAAAUAAUAUAAGGCAUCGACUGACAUAACCUCACAAUUUCGUAUAAAACGAAUUAAAUCUUUUUUUUAUGUCUCGAUAGAGUCUAAAUUAUUUAUUUAUUACAGACUGACUAGCAUUUUUUUUAAGUUUCCAGUGAAAUAUUUUAUAGUAGAAAAAAAUGGCAAAUACAGGAGUAUUACCUUUUGUAAGAGGAGUGGAUUUUAGUAGAAAUGAUUUUGGAAAGGGGAAAUUUCCAGAGUCCGUACGUGCGAUGACUGGGAUCCAAUGGUUAAAAUUAGAUAAUACUAAUUUAUCAGAAAUCCCUGAGGAAAUGGGAAAAUUACUUAAAUUGGAACAUCUUUCAUUGGUACGUAAUAAAUUGGAACGUUUGUAUGGCGAAUUAACUGAACUGAAUUGUCUGAGGACAUUAAAUAUAAGGCACAAUAAUGUCAAAUCGAGUGGAAUACCAAGUGAAUUAUUUCAUUUGGAGGAGCUCACGACUUUAGAUAUAAGUCACAAUAAUUUACGAGAAGUUCCCGAAGGUUUAGAACGAGCUCGAUCAUUACUUAAUUUAAAUCUAAGUCACAAUCACAUCGAAGUUAUUCCUAACACAUUAUUUAUUCAUUUAACGGAUUUAUUAUUCUUGGAUUUAAGCAAUAAUCAAUUGGAAACUCUUCCGCCUCAAACGAGACGUCUCGCAAAUUUGCAGACUUUAAAUUUAAACAAUAAUCCUUUGGGUCAUUUUCAAUUGAGGCAACUACCAUCAUUGAUGAACUUGACAGUAUUGCAAAUGAGAGACACACAACGCACACUGAACAAUAUUCCAUCGAAUAUGGAAAGUUUAACGAAUUUACAAGAACUUGAUCUCUCACAAAAUGCAUUGCCACGUGUGCCUGACGCUCUUUAUUCACUGCCUAAUUUACGACGAUUAAAUUUGAGCGAUAAUGAAAUUACUGAACUUUCAACAGCCAUUGAAAUGUGGCAAAAAUUGGAAACUUUAAAUCUUUGUCGAAACAAAUUGACGGCAUUGCCAAUUUCUCUUUGUAAAGUUUUAUCAUUGAGACGAUUAUAUUUGAAUGAUAAUGAAUUAGAUUUCAAGGGUAUUCCAUCUGGAAUUGGUAAAUUAUCAGCAUUACAAGUAUUUUCAGCGGCCAAUAAUCAUUUGGAAAUGAUACCAGAAGGUUUAUGCAGAUGCGGUUCAUUGAAACAAUUGAUAUUGACUUCGAAUAGACUGAUUACUGUACCAGACGCGAUACAUUUAUUGACGGACUUGGAUUGUUUAGAUUUAAGGGACAAUCCAAAUUUAAUAAUGCCACCGAAACCGACUGAAAUUCAAAAAGGCGCUGGAAUUGAAUUUUACAAUAUUGAUUUUUCCCUGCAACAUCAACUUCGUCUCGCUGGAGCGAAUAUUCCAGCGCCAGCUCAAACAGCAAAUAGCAGCAAGGAUCCGAUCGCUCGUAAAAUGAGACUGAGAAGGAGGCGAGAUCAAGAGGAAGCUGAUCAGGAUCAAGCAAAAAUCUUAAAGGGAAUGAAAGAUAUAGCGAAGGAAAAAAACAAGGACAAAGGCUGGGAAGAUGUAAAAGCAGAAUCUUUAAAGCCUAAAAGGUGGGACGAGGCUUUGGAGAAGCCGCCAUUGGAUUAUUCGGAAUUUUUCGACGAGGGCGCGGGACAUAUUCCUGGAUUACAAAUUUGGGAAAUUGAAAAUUUCUUGCCAAAUCAAAUUGAAGAGGUUGCGCAUGGAAAAUUUUACGAGGGCGAUUGUUACAUUAUUUUGAAAACAAGCAUCGACGACAGUGGCUCUUUAGUUUGGGCAAUUUAUUUCUGGAUUGGCGAAAAGGCAACGUUGGAUAAACGAGCUUGCGCCGCAAUACACGCUGUGAAUCUUCGCAAUUAUCUCGGCGCUCAAUGUCGAACAAUACGUGAAGAACAAAGCGAUGAAUCCGAUGAAUUUCUUUUGCUUUUCGACUCGGAAAUCACGUAUAUCGAAGGGGGACGAACCUCGUCCGGCUUCUAUACAGUUGAAGACACUCCAACAAUCAGAAGAUUGUAUCGUGUUCACGCGGCUGGCGCUUCAAUUCAUAUGGAGCCAGUUCCAGUUUAUUGGGAAUCACUUGAUCCCGGUUAUGUUUUUGUUCUCGAUAUUGGCAGUAAAAUAUUCAUUUGGUAUGGAAAAUCAGCGAAAAAUACUUUAAAAUCAAAAGCAAGACUGAUGGCGGAGAAAAUUAAUAAAAACGAGAGAAAAGGCAAAUCGGACAUUAUAACUGAAACAAUGGGAACGGAGAGUGACGAUUUUUGGAAUCAUUUAGCUAGCGAUGAAGAAGUAAUCGAGAGGCCUCCUACUCCCGUCGAACACGUUGAUCCGGAAUUUAUGCCUGUUGUUCCACGAUUGUAUCAAGUUCAAUUGGGAAUGGGAUAUUUGGAACUUCCUCAGGUCGAAGUACCUCAUGGAAAAUUAGCAAACACUUUACUAAAUAAUCGAAAUGUUUAUAUUCUUGAUUGUUUUCUCGACGUUUACGUUUGGUUUGGAAAGAAAUCGACGAGAUUGGUACGCGCGGCAGCUGUGAAACUUUCUCAGGAAUUAUUUAAUAUGAUUGAACGUCCCGAUUAUGCGUUGGUUACUCGCCUUCAGGAAGGAACCGAAUCACAGAUAUUUAAAUGUAAAUUUGCCGGGUGGGACGAAGUUAUAGCUGUUGAUUUUACAAGAACCGCGGAAUCUGUCGCAAAAACUGGAGCCGAUCUUACAAAAUGGGCUAAACAACAAGACACAAAGGCGGAUCUUGCGGCUUUGUUUAUGCCUCGACAACCAUCAAUGUCAUCGGCGGAAGCUCAACAAUUGAUGGCAGAAUGGAACGACGAUUUGGAAGCGAUGGAAGCCCUCGUCUUGGAGGGGAAGAAAUUUGUUCGUUUGCCCGAAGAGGAACUGGGACAUUUUUAUAGUGCCGAUUGCUAUGUGUUUCUUUGUCGUUAUUGGGUGCCAUUGGACGUGAUGGAAAAUGAGGACGGCGACGAUCAAUGUGAAGAUGAUUUUCAAUGUAUGGUGUACUUUUGGCAAGGAAGAGACGCGGGGAAUAUGGGUUGGCUAACAUUUACGUUUAGUCUUUUGAAAAAAUUUAAAUCCCUCUUUGGUGAAAAAUUAGAAGUCGUCAGAACGCAUCAGCAACAGGAGAAUCUUAAAUUUAUGGCUCAUUUUAAAAAGAAAUUUAUCAUCCACCAGGGAAAGCGAAAACAAAAGAUUCCGAAUAAAGUCGAAUUUUAUCAUUUACGAAGUAAUGGCAGUACAUUGUGCACAAGACUCAUUCAAGUGCCGCCCGAUGCUUCGCUAUUAAAUUCUGCAUUUUGUUACAUUUUGAAUGUGCCAUUCAAUAAUGACGAUGAGACAGGAAUAGUUUACGUUUGGAUUGGAUCGAAGGCCGAUAUUGAAGAAAGCAGAUUAAUCGAAACAAUUGCUGAGGAAAUGUUUAAUAAUCCUUGGAUCAGUUUACAGGUGUUGAACGAGGGAGAGGAGCCUGAUAACUUUUUUUGGGUCGGUUUAGGCGGUAAGAAACAAUAUGAAACAGACGCUGAAUACAUGCAAUAUACAAGAUUAUUCAGGUGCUCAAAUGAAAAAGGUUAUUUUACAAUCAGUGAAAAAUGUACCGAUUUCUGCCAGGAUGAUUUGGCCGACGAUGAUAUUAUGAUUCUUGAUAAUGGAGAACAAGUUUUUCUCUGGUUGGGAACUCGAUGCUCAGAAGUGGAAAUAAAAUUGGCCUAUAAAUCAGCUCAGGUUUACAUUCAACAUUUACGAGUAAAGCAACCGGAUAAUCCGAGAAAAUUAUUUCUAUCUGCGAAGGGAAAAGAAUCUCGUCGCUUUACAAAAUGUUUUCACGGUUGGGGACAACACAAAAGGGCACCAGAAUAAUUUUAAAAUCGAUUUGUUUUUCUAUUUUUUUAACAAUAUUUUCGAUUAGAAUAAUCUAAUUGUUGUAAAUUGUUGAAUUGUGCAAAAAAUUUGAAAGACUAACAUUUUUUUAACUCGUGAAUAUAUUUUAAGGAUAGCGAAUUUUUUUUUUUUUUUAUCUAAAAAAAGCAAAUUUAUUUUUGCUCUGUGAGCGGAAUUUAUUAUUUAAAAAUAAAUUUAUUAAUAACUCGCGUUUGACUCGUAAAAUAAAAAUGGUUAAUUACGAGUUUAAAAAAAGUUUAAAAAACAAAAUGAGAGAAUUAAAUUUUUCAUUUGUAUAUACUUAUAGUUUGAAAAACAAGUGCCAAUUUCUUUUUAUUUCUUUUCAAAAAUCGCGAAUUGUUAAAUUAUUAAUUUUGCGAUUAGUGUGUAUUUAUAAAUAUUUGUAUAUAAUUGUAGAAUAUUGAGUGUUAUUUGCUAAAUAAAUAUCUUAAUUACAA
Molecule: messenger RNA, 4728 nt
Organism: Leptopilina heterotoma
Lineage: Eukaryota; Metazoa; Arthropoda; Insecta; Hymenoptera; Figitidae
Gene: fliI
Product: protein flightless-1
Exons: 21
Coding region: 530-4249 (1239 amino acids)
Biological process (GO): actin filament severing; myofibril assembly; barbed-end actin filament capping
Cellular component (GO): cytoplasm; nucleus; actin cytoskeleton
Molecular function (GO): actin filament binding; phosphatidylinositol-4,5-bisphosphate binding
Source: RefSeq, a predicted model, not a curated record